This is a messenger RNA of Penicillium nucicola, 612 nucleotides long. Its product is annotated as GLTP domain-containing protein. The coding region runs from base 1 to 612 and encodes 203 amino acids. Gene Ontology annotation, cellular component: cytoplasm; cytosol; membrane. The transcript is spliced from 4 exons. NCBI's taxonomy places the organism in Eukaryota, Fungi, Ascomycota, Eurotiomycetes, Eurotiales, Aspergillaceae. Gene Ontology annotation, biological process: intermembrane lipid transfer; ceramide transport. The record is from RefSeq and is a predicted model, not a curated record. Gene Ontology annotation, molecular function: ceramide 1-phosphate binding; ceramide 1-phosphate transfer activity.
AUGGCUGCUAUUCCUGCUGAUCAGACAUGGUUUGACACCAUCAAGAAGUCCUUCGCUGAUGUCCCUAUCGGUGCGGAGGAUGGUAUCUCCACCACCGAGUUCCUCGAAGCUGCCGAGUCCUUGGUGACUCUCUUUGAUGUUCUCGGCUCCGCCGCUUUCACCCCUGUUAAGAGUGACUUGCAGGGCAACAUCGAGAAAGUUCGCACUCGCCAAUUGGCCGCCCCUGCCGAGUCCGAGACAUUGCAGGCCCUUGUCGUGAAUGAAUUGAAGACUGGCAAGCACACUGCCACUGAAGGUCUUAUCUGGUUGGUCCGUGGUCUUGACUUUACCGCCCAAGCCCUCCGUCACAACAUCAACAACGCCGACUCUGAGCUCUCCAAGUCUUUCCGUGAAGCUUACGGCGAGACCCUCAAGCCCCACCACUCCUGGGUCAUCAAGCCUAUCUUCAGUGCUGCCAUGUCUGCUACCCCAUACCGGAAGGACUUCUAUGUCAAGCUUGGUCAGGACCAGCCCAAGGUCAACGCCGAGUUAGCCAAGGAGGUCGCUGCCCUGGAGAAGGUGGUCGCUAUCCUGAAGGCCUUCCAGGAGACCCCCGCCGCCAAGUGGAAGUAA